AUGAGAGCUUCGUCUCUCGCCCUCGUUGCAAGCACUGUCCUCGGCCUUCAACAUGUCGCCGCCGGCAAGAUUCUUUUGCCGGCUGGCGGCGACCCGACGGCGGUAGAGAUGUCGACCGAUGCUCGCGUCGUUCGGCAUGGAGCGGCGGCCGAUGGCAGCAAUGCUGUGGUGCUGGAUGACGCGGCCGAGGCAAAGUCGCUCGAUCGACGAGACAAGCAAGAUCCUCUUCCGCCCGAUGAACUCAUCAAAUGGAUGGUGGAGAACAAUGUGCGAAACGACUGCUUUUUCGUCACUGCUGCCCACCUCCUUGACACUACCGUCGAGGACAUUUCGAGACGGGCUGGCGUUCCCCUGCCGAGGCCUGGAGUCGGUGGCAUCUCGCUCGCCGAGAUGUUCACGGCUCUCGAAACCCUUGGUCUCCGCUUCCGCGCGUACACAUUUCAAGGCACAGACGAAACGACCGGUCAUGGUACGCCUUCGGCAAUGCGCUGCCGUCCGGGAAGGUCUGCCUUUGCCGGCCCUACGGGGCGUCGUGUGGAUGUCAUGGGCUUGGCCUACACUCGCCCGGAUGGGUCUGGACACGUCGUCAUCAUCCGGCACGCCUUCGGCACGAGCAGAAACGCCGGCACGCCAUACGCUCGCUGCCUCGAUUUCCAAGCAAAACCAGGCGGUCUCGACGUGACCCGCGAGGUUCGCAGGUCAAACGUCUGCGCCUACUUCUACGUCGACUUUCGAACUUCUUCGGGCGCCUACGUGACGGGCCGCAGGGAGAGUGUGGAGCAGAUGAACCAGCGGGCGCGGCUGGACUCUGCCGAACCGAUGGACUACGAGCCGUCGGGUGACGAGCCCGGUCCAUCCUCGGCCGGGGAGCCGAUGGAGGUGGAUGAGCCUCCAGGCGAUGGCAGCGAUGCCGUCGCCGUGACGGAGGAACCGAAUUCUUCCCUGCUGCCCACGGACGUGGUCCGAGACGCCAGCUCCGGCGGCGUCGACCUCUCAGCCCUCAGCCCCGAGACGAGCAACAGGAUUCUCACCGACCAGCUGUCCCAGAGCGCCUGCGCCGCCAUGAUUUCCCUCGGAAUCAUCUACACCUGGCGUCAUCAACAAAAACGAUGGAUCACGGAAGGGCAAAAGUCCACGAUUCACAAGAACAACUGCAAGGUGCUCAAAUCCAUGGUGAGACCCUGGAGCGACCGAAACGCACGAUGCAGCCGCAUGUCGAAUCUCGAGUUCGGCUUUGCCCUGUCCAAUGAUCGUUUCUCCGGCACCUACGACGCCCUCCAGGCCACGCUCGAGGGCCCAGCCGGUUCGGUCACGGUUCCCAUCGCCGAAGGACCGUCGGCCGGCUUUUCGACUUGGAUACCGGUCGAUCUGAAGUCGGCCUUUGGUUCGGAUACCAUCGACAUUCAUGCCAUCAAGAAGAUUAGUCUUUCUGCGAGGGGACUAUUUUUCAAGCUGCUUGGCGCGAGGAAUGACUGGCUCAAGGUCCAAGACAUUGCCCUACGCGCACGAUGCGCCACGCCAGGCUUUGACGUGGAAUACCACCGACUGACGGGGCUCAAUACAUGGUACCAGCAUCCGGGUGGAUGGUUUCUCGCGCCCUUUGAAUGGAAGUCUCUUGCGACGUUUGACGUCGGCCCGAAGGACUGGAACAUGACCCCCCCCUGCGACACCAUCAGGAGCCUGCAUUAUGAACUAAAGGUGGCCAACAAGGCUUGGGCCGGCACCGGUGAUGGCUUGUCCUUCACCCUCCAAGGAGCCAAAGGAAGGAUAGCAUUCGCCGGACCGAUCAAGGCCGGAUACUCGACAAGUGGCAUGGUCGACAUGAUGAAUAUGUUUGGCGCCAAGACGGUUCAAAUCAGCGCCGUGAGGCAAAUAUCCCUGCUGGAAGAUUUCAGAGGCUUUGUACGAGACCGAUGGUUGUUGGAAGGCAUCACGUUGACGGCCGGUUGCGCGAAUCUACCAAAGCAAGCAAUGGCCAUGAAAAAAUUCCAAACGGAAUAUCGAUGGCUCGGGGGGGACGCUUCCAACGGAACUGUUUGGACCGGCGACAUGGGACCUGAAGACUGGAUGGCCGUUUCGGAGACGGAGACGGAGACGGAGACGGAAACGAAAGAAGGCGAAAGACGAGAGACGGAAUUGCAAGAGGCGGCCAUGAAGGACAGCCACGGCCCCCCCUCUGCGGACGAGGGAGGGAAGCAAGAAGAAACAGAGCAGCCUGGCCAUACGUGGAACUGUCGAUCUGUCGACUUGACCUCCUCCUUGCCGUGGUUCUCAUGGCGAACAUGCAUGAAGUCGGCGGCCGACUCGAGGUCGAUCUGUCGACUUGACCUCCUCCUUGCCGCGGUCCUCAUGGCGAACGAGGGCAGCGCGGGCGCGACCUCGGCCUCGGGGGAAACGAACAAGAGGGCGAUUUCGAGGAUAGCAAGCGCAGGUACGAGAGCCAACGGCAAGAUGGCAUGGCGCGGGACAGAAGCAGUUCGAUGCAGCUUUCAAGAGAGUGAAGGAGGUUCGGUUCGGACUGCGGGCUUUAUGCAUGUCUGGUCCAGGCUUCGUAUGCUAAACCCGAGGCUGCUCUUUGCUCUCGCCUGCGCUCUUCCCGUCUUUGCCCUUCUCCUAUCACACCUCGGCGUGUACAAGUCGCCGUCGGCCGAGAGCGCGACCGACUCGUCAUCCUCCUCCGCACCCCCCACGGCAGACGUCAUGUCCUCGUCGGUCCGCCGAGCGGCACCUCUGGUGUUCCCCGCCAUCAGCCGGCACACGGCCACGGUCAUCUUCAUCCACGGCCUCGGCGACACGGGGGCGGGAUGGGCCGACGCCGUCGAGCACUGGCAGCGGAGGCAGCGGCUGGGCGAGAUCAAGUUCAUCCUGCCCAACGCGCCCGUGAUUCCCAUCACCAUGAACAACGGCUUCCACAUGCCGGGCUGGUUCGACAUUAAAACGCUCGGCAACGCGGCCGCCUCGCUGGAUGCCAAGGUGGACGAGGACGCGGCCGGCAUCCUCCAAUCCCGCGCCUACGUCCACUCCCUCGUCGAGGAGGAAAUCUCGGCCGGCAUCCCCUCGGAGCGCGUCCUCCUCGGCGGCUUCUCUCAAGGCGGCGCCAUGAGCAUCUUUGCCGGCCUGACGGCGCCCGUCAAGAUUGGCGGCAUCGUCGGCCUCUCCUCCUGGCUGCUCCUCAACCAGACGUUUGGCGAGCACGUGCCCGCCGGGGACAUUAACAAGGCGACGCCCGUCUUCAUGGGUCACGGCGACCGCGACCCGCUCGUGCGCCACGAGCUUGCGCAGGCGAGCGAGAAGGCGUUGAAGGGCAUGGGAUACGGCGUCACGCUGAAGACGUACAGGGGCAUGGAGCACUCGGCCUGCCUCGAGGAGCUCGACGAGGUGGCCGCCUUUAUCGAGUCCAGGCUCCCCCCCCAAGGCAAGUAA
Messenger RNA from Drechmeria coniospora, 3423 nucleotides. RefSeq names its product lysophospholipase. Bases 1 to 3423 code for a protein of 1140 amino acids. Gene Ontology annotation, cellular component: cytoplasm. Gene Ontology annotation, biological process: protein depalmitoylation. Lineage: Eukaryota; Fungi; Ascomycota; Sordariomycetes; Hypocreales; Ophiocordycipitaceae. The transcript has 11 exons. Gene Ontology annotation, molecular function: palmitoyl-(protein) hydrolase activity; carboxylic ester hydrolase activity. The record is from RefSeq and is a predicted model, not a curated record.